GGAAGUGUCACAGCAGUGGCCCACGGGGGAGGAGAUCGUGCCCCGAUGUUUGCUGCAAGAGGAUGCCGUCGACUCGACGGCCUCUUUGGCGCCACAAAUCCUGGAUUUCUAUCCGAAAGUUGGCAUCGCCGGUGAAACCUUCUUGGUGGAGAUUUUUGGGCGUCGAUUUCCCCACAUCCUCCCACAGGAGAACAACUCAGUUGUCGAAUGCACCCUGGGUGGUGAUGGAUAUCGUAGCCCUGCCGUGCUGUUGUCCGACAAGCGCGCCCUUUGCAACAUCACCUCCCCAGUAGCCACCAGCUCCAAACUGGGUCUGAUCUUCGCCAAUGUUCUGCAGGCAUAUGCCAAAAAGAAGAUAACCUUUGGACGAGUCGCUGCGCCGACACUACAGGUGACCACGGUUUUAGCGGAAGAUACAUCCGAGGAGCUGCUAGAGUGGGAGUGCAAGGAUACGCAGGUUUUCUGCCAGCCUCCUCCACCGGAGCCCGCCUUGGACACCGUGCCGCCGCAGCGCAGCUUCGAUCCGCAACCUGUUUCCACUACCAGCACGACAGACGAUGUGGACAAUCUCUACUCCAUCUGGGAGGUGGUGUCCGUGGUCCCAGAUGCCCUUCCCUUGAACGAUUCAGCGUACAUCAUCACCUUUUCGGUGCCGCCGGAGAACGGCCUGGCCUGUCGCUUGUUUCCAGAUGGCCAGCAGGUCUUUGCAUCCAAGUUGACCAACUACAGCAUUUCUUGUCCUGUGGCCAUCGGAGCCCCUGGCUCCUAUGCCCUGCAAAUCGCGGAGGCACCAGAUUUCAACUUCCUCACUUUGCCCCUGAUGAUUGAGGUCUUUGCGCAGCCGUCGAUCUUGCACCUGUCACCUGUACAGGUCUAUCCUGGGCAAGGUUGGACGUUGUAUCUCCUGGCAACCAAGUUCCCCGAGCAGCGCAUGGCAGUGGCCAGCUUUCGAUGCAAGGUUGGUGAGCUCCUGGUCCCUGGCGAGGUGUCCACCAGCCGUGUGGCAUCUUGCAGCCUUACCUCGGAGGACGUCACUCAGAUCGGCCCCGGGCGCGUGGCAGUGGAGGUGCUGAUCGAUGGGCUCCAUGAGAGUCGCAGCGAGCCGCGGAUCUUUCUGGAGGUGAUGCCGGAGAUGGUCCAGGUUGACACCUUGUCCGGAGAUUCCAUGGUGCCGUUGCCGCGUGGGCAGCCUCUGGUGGUGACGGGCCGGCGGCUGCCAGUGGAUGCUGGCUGCAUCUUUGGUGAGGACAUCCCCUCCGAAGGCCUCAAGGCCGCGUUCAGCGCGGCCAGCUUUCACAAUGAGAGCAGCAUCUCCUGUACCGUGCCGCAGGAAGCCUCUCUGGGCGUGCAACGCUUUCGUUUGGCGGCGGCGGGGCAGGAGCUUCUGGUGCCACUGGGCAGCGUUUCACCGGGGCAGACAACAUCCAAAAUGAGUCUCAUCCUGACUGACCGAGCUGAACAUCAGGACAUCCAGGAGGACAGCGCCUGUGCAGGCGCUACCUGUGGGAUUUCCCGGCGCUAUUUGCCGGAGGCGGAUUUCUACAGGAUGACGGGACUUGAUGGAUGGCCUGGUGGCUAUUCCCAGCUCCUCCCCUCGUUGCUGCCCGACCUCCACAGCUCCAUUCGCUUCGCCCCCAUGAGCGCCUUCGCGGAGCAAGUGCCCUUGCGCUUCGGCGGGACAGGCCUGCUGGACUACGGGCGCUUGUUCCCGCAGAAUUUCUUCUGCGAAGUGGAAACGCUCCGCUUCGCUGCGCGUUUGGUGCGCGAAGAACGGUGGCCCUUUUUGUGCCAGGUCGACCUUAGUAGCUACAAAGGUUUGCAGGCGCUUUUGCUGCCUGUGAAAUGGUGGGGUUGGGGGGGUGUGGCUGGGUGA
Messenger RNA from Cladocopium goreaui, 1873 nucleotides. The record is from the annotation of a GenBank genome assembly. Lineage: Eukaryota; Dinophyceae; Suessiales; Symbiodiniaceae.